UGUGUCAUUUUCAUUUUGUUUUGUUUUGAUUGUAAAGAAACAAACCAUCAAAAUCUCUGACUCAAAGAAAAGAAUCACGGUCUGGAUCUGACCGUAAUAAUACAUCAUCUAGCGAAGCACGAGAGAGAGAGAGAGAGAGAGAGAGAGGUUUGGCGAGGAGAAGAACGAUCAUCGAUGAUACUCCUGCAGUCCCAUUCAAGAUUCUUGCUUCAAACUCUCUUGAAUCGCCUUCAAAAUAUUGAAAAAGGUGUUGAACUCGAUCACCACUGGGUUGAGUUUGACGAUGUUCGAUAUCAUAUUCAGGUGUCAAUGAAGAAUCCUCAUAUUUUCUUGCUAUCGGUAUCGUUGCCUACUCCAUCUUCAGAAACUAUUUUUGAAAGUGGACUUCCUUUUGGAGCCAUUGAAGCAAUAAAAACUGCAUAUGGCAAUGUUGUGCAAAUUCUUGAUCCUCCGAGGGAUGGCUUCAACCUCACAUUGAAGAUAAAUCUCUCAAAGGUUCCUGCAAAUCAAGACCAAAGACAAGCACUUUUGGUAAAAGUUGCAUCAAUAAGGGAGGUCGUCCUCGGUGCACCACUAAGAGUAAUUUUAAAACACCUCGCUUCAAGAACUGUUGCUCCGGGUAUGGAUCCACUUGUUGCUCUUGUUCAUCGGCCAAGGGAGUCUUUUUUUGUUUUACCUAAGGCUGAUAGGGUGACUGUGGUGUAUCCUAUGAGAUUCGGUGAUUCGAUAGACAUUGUCCUUGCAACUUCAUUCUUGCAGGAAUUUGUUGAAGCCAGGCGUGCAGCUGGACUUAAUAACACCCCUCCUUGUUUGUGGUCUCAUACUCCUCCACCGGAACUGAAAGGAGUAUCUACUGAUUCAUUACCUGCUAAUGCAGGAUUUGUAUCAUUUGUUAUCUUCCCUCGUCAUGUUGAAGGCCAGAAACUGGAUCGGACAGUAUGGAGUCUAUCAACUUUUCAUGCCUAUGUUAGUUAUCAUGUUAAGUGCUCUGAAGGAUUUAUGCAUACCAGGAUGCGUCGUCGUGUGGAGUCCUUGAUUCAGGCUUUGGAUCGUGCUAAACCAGACCCUGAGAUUGCAAAGAGAACUUCACAUAGCAGAUCCUUCCAACGGCUGAGUCUCAAGGAUUCAAGAACCAACUCUUUUUCAUAAAGAUGAAGCUUGAUGAGAAAGUAAAGAUGUUCGGCUUUUUUGGACUACACAAUUGCCAACCAAGGAAUUGCUGGUGCAUGUUUGCAGAAUGUUCCAUGUGCUUGUAACUUGAAGAUAAGAUUCCUCAUUUGACCUCUACAAGCUCAGCAUCUAAUGAAUUGCUGGCUUACUCUUGCAGACUGCUCCAACAUGCCUGUAAUUUAUUCGUAGAAAAAAAGGAUACCAAUACAAGAUAAACGUCCGAUUAAAUUAGUUAUUAAAAAAAUGUACAAUUGUUUAUCUUCUAAGGCAUCCUCUUUUAGUGUAAAUUUGUUAAUUCAAGUUUGAACUUGUGAAUGAGGUGGUAUGGAUAGGUUGCUUUAGCAUUUUGUGGGGUUUUAAAUUUAAAUUUUAAACAAAUGUAAGAGCAUGCUCUUGCCAGUUGCAGUUCAAAUUCAUUGUGUUUAGUAGUAAAACUACCCAUGAUUUUUCAAUCUCA
Trifolium pratense (red clover) is the source of this 1627-nucleotide messenger RNA. Its product is annotated as actin-related protein 2/3 complex subunit 2A. Bases 175 to 1149 code for a protein of 324 amino acids. The record is from RefSeq and is a predicted model, not a curated record. Gene Ontology annotation, molecular function: structural constituent of cytoskeleton; actin filament binding. Gene Ontology annotation, cellular component: actin cytoskeleton; Arp2/3 protein complex. The transcript is spliced from 10 exons. Lineage: Eukaryota; Viridiplantae; Streptophyta; Magnoliopsida; Fabales; Fabaceae. Gene Ontology annotation, biological process: actin filament polymerization; Arp2/3 complex-mediated actin nucleation.